Coregonus sp. 'balchen' is the source of this 2572-nucleotide messenger RNA. The record is from the annotation of a GenBank genome assembly. Lineage: Eukaryota; Metazoa; Chordata; Actinopteri; Salmoniformes; Salmonidae.
AUGGGGCUUCCCCAUGCUGUCGUCACCAAAGACAUAUCUGUCGGCUGUGAGGCAAAGAAACUUCUAGAAGCGAUCACCACUAUGAGCCCAAAGGCUGUCCUCUCUGUCACCCUGCCACUACUCUACUAUCAUGGAUCAGACAGGGACAGGAAGAGGCCAGGUCAGAACUUCCUGGUUCUUAAAGACUUAGUGGUUCCAGAAGGUGGGAGGGCUCCGUUAGAGUCAAAGCACAUCAAGGUGAACCUAGAGUUCCGGAAGCUGGGAAUCCGUCAGUCUCAGAUCAUGUUCCGUAUAGAGGAGCAGCCAAUGCACGGCCAGCUGAGGCUGGAUAUGAAUCAUUUUGACCAAGAGGAGGAGGGUUGGACCUUCAGCAUGCUGGACCUGUGGCACGGUAGAGUGAUGUACGUCCAUGGAGGUUCAGAAGACCCUCAAGACUUCACCAACAGCAAGAAGGAGAUCCCGUUUUACCUCAAGGGAAACAAGCUCCACCGCUUCAACGUCAGUGCCACGCCUGUCAAAGACGCUCCCGAGCUCAGCCUCCCUAAGGGAAGUCUCUUCAUGCUCCUGGAGAACUCCAAACGCCACCUCAAUACGGAUGUUCUCAGAACCACCGACCUGGACAGCAACUCCACAGACCUGGUGUUCAAAGUUCUGGGGAACCAUAAUGCUGAAACAGGGUUUUUGGAGAAGCAGGACCACCCAGGGACAACCAUCACCACCUUCUCCCAACCUGACCUGGAGGAGGGGAAGGUCAGCUACUUGCACAUCGGAGGGCUGGUGAGGAACUCCCGGAUGGCAGUCAGAGUCAGUGAUGGAGACAAGGUGAGCAACAUAGUAGUACUCAGGAUUAUGGCUGUCCAGCUUGAGCACAAGGUGGCCAACAACACAGGGGUGGAGGUGAACCAGGGUGGGGCUGCCAUCAUCAGCAGCCAACACCUGGCUACGCAGGUCAAUGUUGUAAAGCAGGUCUUCGACAUCUGCUCUGACGUGGCGAGCUACAGCGGCUACACUCCAGCGGAGAGUGGAAGCCCACCUCCGUCUUCUCACAGAAGCUUCUGGAAAAAGAGUGCAUCAAGUACCUAGCUAUGUUGUUGAUCUGUGGUUGUGUGUAAUCAAUUGUUUUGACCACAAGCUGAAGGCAACAUUUAAAUUUUAUGAAAUAUUUUAACGGACAAUAAAUAUUUUAUUUUCUAUUCUAUUUAGUUACCUCAACACCUUCCAGAGGAUCAAGACGAGCAACGUCACAGAUCAGUUCAAAUGCAAGGUCAGCUUUGGCUCAGCAGCGACCGAUGUACUCGUCUUCCACAUCACGGUGCGGUGGAUCCACUUCAAAGUCACCAGGAGUUAGUUGGAGGUCAGCGGUGUGAGGAAAGUAGCAAUGAGAAGCUCUAUGUUGUAUCCAAAGGUGUCAUGCUUCACAAUGGUGAACUUCACUUCAGAAUGUUGUCCUUACCAAAAGAAGGGACAUCUUGUGUUCAACAACAAAGUCUUAAAGAAGACCUCAACAUUUAGCCAGAAGAAUAUAUCCGACCAUAUAGUGAAAUAUGAGGUUACAGGUAGACCUCGUAAGGACAAGAGGGAUUUCUUUGGUUUCCAAACAGGCACACUCAGGGAGUUACGACUUCAGGAUCAACAUCAAGGCAGAUGUUCAUAGCCUGAUAAUAACCAACAAAGGACUGUCCAUGCUGGAAGGAGAAAGCAAGGUUAUAACCAAGGAUAGGCUGUUUGCUAAAACUGUAGGGUCCAAAGCAGUACUUUACACCCUCACCAGCAGUGCUAAACAGGGGAAGCUAAAGAGGAUUAUUGUCCUAAUGAACGACACGGGCCACAAGCUGUACCAGUUUUGCCAGGAGGACAUGCACCAUCGCAGGGUGCUGUUCAUCCCCAGGGGAGUCAGUAUUAAGUGAAAUCAGUAACUUUUAUUACACGCACACACAGUUUCGAUUAUUGCUUUCUUACAGUUAUGAAUACUGAAGGCACUGAUUUCACUUCAUAGGUCAGCUCCGGAUGCUUCGUCCUGUUUGUGUCAGACGGGAAACAUUACACAUCCACACUGUUGGAGGUCAUUGCCCAGGACCCGUACAUCCAGGUGGAGAACAACACAGGCCUGCUGGUCCAGAAAGGCCAGACGGUCGUCUUGGGGUCAGCUAACCUCAGUGUUUUCCCCAACCUGGAUGGCCGAGAUGAUAAGGAGGUGGUAUAUGAGGUGUUCAUUCCACCGAGAACGGCAUCUGUUCCACAACGAUGUUAAGGUAAAAUAAUUAAAAUAGCACCAGCACUGUAUUGUUUGUAAUGUGUAUGUUGUGUUUUGUGAUGUUGUUCUGUGUAAGCCUAUGACAUCUCAAUAAAAGUUCAAUUCAAUUCAAAGGUGGACCGGUUCAGUUUAAUUGAAUUCAACUCAAUUUGAAGGUGGACCAUUUCAGCAGUGAGCGUUAAAGAAGUGCGUCUGGACGCCAGCAUUGGGGUGAGGGUGUACCUUGAGAGCCACCAGCAGCCCCCCACAGUACUCUACAUCCACAUCAUAGUGGUGGAGGAGGCCAAGCCUGUCAAGAUCAACAGAGGAGACCUGGAG